CAUGCUGCAGUGGCUCCUAACCAUCUUGUCACAAAACUUACCAGAUCUGAUUUCAAAGCAAGAGAGGAAUGGCUACCCAAUUUGCUGCCUUGUCUAUGACGCAACCUUGACAUGGGCUCUAGACAUAGCCAAGGGCUAGGCAUUGCUGGGGCUUCAUUUUUCACUCAGGCUUGUGCUGUUGGAACUGUGUACUAUAAUGUGCAACAAAAGUUGCUUAGGGUUCCUCUAGAAGAGGAUCGAGUUUUGCUACCUGGGUUGCCUCUGCUUGUGCCUCAUGAUCUGCCCUCUUUCAUCAAUCAUCCAGGGUCCUACCCAUCCUUGUUUAAGAUGGUAGUUGGCAGGUUUUCAAAUAUCACUGAUGCUGAUUGGAUCUUCUGCAACACUUUUGAUUGCUUGGAACCAGAGUUUCAGCAAGAGAGAAGAAGAGCAUUUCAUCACUCUGUCUUUCUUCAUUCUUCUAUUUCUUCUCUUCAACAUUUCAUAUCCCAGCAAGAAUACAAAAACACCAACAAUUUAAACAGCAGUAGCACAAUACAGGUAGAUCGAGUUCUGUGUACAAAGAAAAUGGAGAAAGCAAAACAAAGAGCAAAUGGAACCCAUAUACUUGUGGUUCCUCUUCCUGUCCCAGGCCACAUAAACCCAAUGCUCCAAUUCUCAAAACGCUUAGCAUCCAAAGGUUUAAGGGUGACACUAGUCACCAUCUCCUCUAAGACUCAUGAGCCCAUAGAAACCCAGUUGAGUAUGGUAAAUAUUGAGCCAAUUUAUGCCACAUAUGAAGGAGCAGGCAAGAUUGAUUUAGAGAGCAAGCUGCAGUGGCUCCUAACCAUCUUGUCACAAAACUUACCAGAUCUGAUUUCAAAGCAAGAGAGGAAUGGCUACCCAAUUUGCUGCCUUGUCUAUGACGCAAGCUUGACAUGGGCUCUACACAUAGCCAAAGGGCUAGGCAUUGCUGGGGCUUCAUUUUUCACUCAGGCUUGUGCUGUUGGAACUGUGUACUAUAAUGUGCAACAAAAGUUGCUUAGGGUUCCUCUAGAAGAGGAUCGAGUUUUGCUACCUGGGUUGCCUCUGCUUGAGCCUCAUGAUCUGCCCUCUUUGAUCAAUCAUCCAGGGUCCUACCCAUCCGUGUUUAAGAUGGUAGUUGGCAGGUUUUCAAAUAUCACUGAUGCUGAUUGGAUCUUCUGCAACACUUUUGAUUGCUUGGAACCAGAGGUGGUGAGCUGGAUGAGAACAAAAUGGCCAAUCAAGACAAUAGGGCCAACCCUUCCAUCAAUGUACCUAGAAAAAAGGUUGGAAGAUGACAGAGACUAUGGCAUCAACUUUUUCAAACCCAACAAUGACACUUGCAUCAAGUGGCUAGAUUCGAAGGAAGCAUGUACAGUUGUCUAUGUAUCAUUUGGAAGCAUUGCUAAUCUAGGAGAAAAGCAGAUGGAGGAGCUAGCACUGGGCCUAAAAAGGAGCAAAACCAGCUUCCUGUGGGUAGUAAGAGAAUCAGAAAUUCAAAAGCUUCCAAGCAAUUUUGAAGAGCAAACAUCAGAGAAGGGUUUGGUUGUGAAUUGGUGCCCUCAAUUGCAAGUUUUGGCUCACAGGGCCAUUGGUUGUUUCAUGACACAUUGUGGGUGGAACUCUACACUUGAGGCAUUAAGCUUAGGGAUCCCAAUGGUGGCAAUGCCACAGUGGACUGACCAAUUGACAAAUGCCAAGUUUGUGGAAGAUGAAUGGAAAGUUGGAGUGAGGGUCAAGGUUGAUCAGAUGGGAAUUGUCACUAAAGAAGAAAUAGAAAGAUGCAUAGCACAAGUCAUGGAAGGAGAGAGGGGGAAUGAGUUUAAAAGGAAUUCAAUGAGAUGGAGAGAAUUGGCUAAGGAGGCUGCAGAUGAAGGUGGAAGCUCUGAUAAGAAUAUUGAGGAAUUUGUAGCAGCUCUCUUAUGCAAAUAGAAAUAGGUUUGUGUGAGUAAUUAAUGUUUAUGUUUGUCAAACUAACUGCACAUUUAAAUAAGAGUCUACUAUUUUACCUCACGAUUAAGUUUUGUGCAAGUAAUUAAUGCUUAUGUUCGUCAAA
Molecule: messenger RNA, 2056 nt
Organism: Prunus mume (Japanese apricot)
Lineage: Eukaryota; Viridiplantae; Streptophyta; Magnoliopsida; Rosales; Rosaceae
Source: RefSeq, a predicted model, not a curated record